This is a messenger RNA of Impatiens glandulifera, 2993 nucleotides long. Its product is annotated as DExH-box ATP-dependent RNA helicase DExH18, mitochondrial. Bases 303 to 2576 code for a protein of 757 amino acids. The transcript has 3 exons. Gene Ontology annotation, cellular component: mitochondrial degradosome. The record is from RefSeq and is a predicted model, not a curated record. Gene Ontology annotation, biological process: RNA catabolic process; mitochondrial RNA 3'-end processing. NCBI's taxonomy places the organism in Eukaryota, Viridiplantae, Streptophyta, Magnoliopsida, Ericales, Balsaminaceae. Gene Ontology annotation, molecular function: ATP binding; RNA helicase activity; hydrolase activity, acting on acid anhydrides.
AGAAACAAAAGAAGACCGGUCGAUCGAUCAGACGCAGACGCAAAGGGUUUAGGGUUUUGCAGCUUUGAACUACCUCCUCCUCCUCCCUCUCCCGAAUAUCUCUCUCUUUCGUGUUUACCCGCCAAGCAAAACCUGUAUUAUUCGUUCCUGCAAUCCAGGCCAACCUCUUAUCUCCUCUAAUGGUUGCUUCUUUGCUUGCUUCUGGAGGUAUCAUAUUUUCAAUGCAACAAACUACUUCACUCUUCUAUCCAUCAUCAUCAUCAUCAUCUUCUUCUUCUUUAUAACGUCGAAUUUCCCCCCAAAUGGCUAAAGGUUCUGCUUCACAUUUACUUCGUGCGUAUUCGAGUAGGAAUAAUCUUUCACGAAUUAGGGUUUUAUUGUUCCAAUCCAACCAGCCCAUUCAUUCUUCGAGGCAACAUCAUUCCUCAAUCCCUGAAAAAUCACAUCUUGGUUCCUCUUUCUCUCCUUCUUUCAUUCAUCCACCAUUUCAAUUGCUUCAGAAGCAUAAUUAUAUACCACGUCUCUAUUCUACGAAGAUAAAUGAUGAUACAAUUGCUUCAGAAUCAGAUUCAGCUACGGUGGAAUUAGGUAUCGAAGAAGCAUCCAGCAAUGUUGGAGAAGCUACCAGUUUUCAGAAUUUUAGCACAAGGGACCCUGUGGAAAUCUUUAAGGAACUUCAGAAUUCCGCCGUAGAAGGGGUGAAACAAACUCGAGCAGAUUGGGAUGUAUUAGUUGAAAUAUUUCGAUACUUUUCAAGAUCUGGAUGGGCUUCAAAUCAAGCCCUUGCUAUAUAUAUCGGGGCUUCAUUUUUUCCCACUGCAGCCAACAAAUUCAGAAGUUUCUUCUUCAAACGAUGUCAAUCAGACCUUUCUAAAUACAUGGUAUCGCUUGGCCCUGGAGAUGCAGCCGACCGAUUUCUGUUCCCCAUAUUUGCAGAGUUCUGUUUGGUCGAAUUCCAGGACGAAAUUAAGAGGUUCAGAGGUAUGCUUAAUUCUGCAGAUCUCACGAAGCCACAUACCUGGUUUCCCUUUGCUCGAGCAAUGAAGAGAAAGAUUGUAUAUCACUGUGGGCCGACAAAUAGUGGUAAGACAUAUAAUGCUUUGCAAAGAUUCAUGGAAGCAGAGAAGGGUAUAUAUUGUAGUCCACUUAGGUUGUUAGCUAUGGAAGUUUUCGAUAAAGUGAAUGCUCUUGGAGUUUACUGUAGUUUACUAACAGGGCAAGAAAAGAAGCAUGUUCCGUUCUCGAACCAUGUAGCGUGUACUGUAGAAAUGGUUUCUAGCGACGAACUGUAUGAUGUUGCUGUUAUCGAUGAAAUUCAAAUGAUGGCAGACCCUAGUAGAGGUUAUGCGUGGACAAGGGCUUUGCUAGGUUUGAAGGCUGAUGAGAUACACCUAUGCGGGGAUCCAAGCGUUCUUGACGCGGUUAGAAAGAUCUGUUUGGAAACAGGAGAUGAGUUGUUUGAAACUCAUUAUGAGAGGUUCAAACCUCUGGUGGUAGAAGCCAAGACCCUUUUAGGAGAUCUCAGAAACGUGAGAUCUGGGGAUUGUGUUGUUGCUUUCUCAAGGAGAGAAAUAUUUGAGGUGAGAUUGGCUAUUGAGAAACAUACGAAACAUCGUUGUUGUGUUAUUUAUGGGGCGUUACCACCCGAGACUCGAAGACAGCAAGCCAGCCUCUUCAAUGAACAAGAUAACGAGUUUGAUGUUUUGGUUGCUAGUGAUGCUGUUGGGAUGGGUUUAAAUCUCAAUAUUAGGAGGGUCAUUUUCUAUGGGCUUAAUAAGUAUAAUGGCGACAAAAUUGUUCCGGUUCCAGCUUCCCAAGUUAAGCAGAUUGCUGGAAGAGCUGGCCGAAGAGGUAGUCUGUAUCCAGAUGGACUAACAACCACACUACAUUUGGACGAUUUGGACUACUUGAUUGAAUGCCUAAAGAGACCUUUCGACGAAGUGAAAAAAGUUGGUCUUUUUCCUUUCUAUGAGCAAGUAGAGUUAUUCGCAUCCCAACUUUCGAAAAUUAGUUUUGCUCAAAUUCUCCAACAGUUUGCUGAAAGCUGCCGAUUAGACGGGUCAUACUUCUUUAGCCAACACGAUCAUAUAAAGAAGGUUGCUAAUAUGUUGGAGAGGAUCGAGGGUCUCUCUCUUGAAGAUCGCUUCAACUUUUGCUUCGCUCCCGUUAACGUUAGGGAUCCGAAAGCAAUGUAUCAUCUUAGAAGAUACGCGUUCUUGUAUGCUCAGAAUCUACCUGUUAAUAUUGCGAUGGGAAUGCCCAAGAGUUCGGCUCGUAAUGACUCUGAGCUUUUGGAUCUUGAGUCAAAGCAUCAAGUAUUGUCAAUGUAUCUUUGGUUGUCUAACCAUUUUAAGGAGGAAACGUUUCCUUAUGUGAAGAAGGCUGAGGCUAUGGCAACAGACAUUGCUGAGUUGUUGGGUCAAUCACUGAGUAAAGCUUGUUGGAAACCUGAAUCAAGGAAUCAAGGGAAGCCUAAAGAUCAGGAAAAGGAAGAUGGCUAUGAGAGACCUAGAUCAAUCAUUAAACUUAAGGAGCAGAGAAACCAUCAUCAGAAAUCACCCUUGUAUGGAUCAUAGACCGUAGGAGGUAACAUCAUAGAGUCCUCACCAAGCAAUGUGUUUGCAGGAAAGAAGCUAUUUGACUCGCAGAUGCGAAUUACUCAAAACACGGCUGAAAGGGUAAAACUGGAAUUUCAUAGGAGGAAGAUGGAGAUGAUACAAGGUCAUAUCUGGUUGAGAUUCAUGGAUUGCAUAGUUUCAAAAGUGUGUUGGUUACUUGAGCAUUAUCUACUAUUAUAUAUAUAUUCCACCUAACGUUAUAUGAAUUGGCGAAUCAUUGGAGAUAUGUUUGGUCCCCCUCCAUUGUCAGGUCUGAAUCCUCCUCUUCAGUUGAAGUAGCCGCAUGCUUCAUCACAGGAUUGUCUGCACGUUUGAUCUUGUUUUUUUUUUUCAUUAUUUCUUUCUGGAUUUAAAAAAUAAAAACCACUUAAUUCA